This is a messenger RNA of Ictalurus punctatus (channel catfish), 3113 nucleotides long. It is a transcript of the gene pak2a, whose product is annotated as p21 protein (Cdc42/Rac)-activated kinase 2a. Gene Ontology annotation, molecular function: ATP binding; protein serine/threonine kinase activity. The record is from RefSeq and is a predicted model, not a curated record. Gene Ontology annotation, biological process: intracellular signal transduction; regulation of axonogenesis; regulation of MAPK cascade. Bases 228 to 1742 code for a protein of 504 amino acids. Gene Ontology annotation, cellular component: cytoplasm. The transcript has 14 exons. NCBI's taxonomy places the organism in Eukaryota, Metazoa, Chordata, Actinopteri, Siluriformes, Ictaluridae.
GAGAGAGAGAGAGAGUACUCGUGCUCUGGAAUGAAGGCCGCUUGCUCUGACUUGCCCUUGUGGAGAGUGUGCACUCUGGUGUACUGAAGGGCCCCCCCACACACACACACACAGAGGUUGGUUGGAGCACUGCAGUGAGGGUUGCCCUGUGAAUCCCUGUGCCUGUGAGUGUGUGUGUGUGUGUGUGUGUGUGUGUGUGUGUGUGUGUGUGUGUGUGUGUGUGUGUGAUGUGUGAUAACGGAGAGUUGGAGGAUAAACCCCCCGCCCCCCCGGUCAGGAUGAGCAGCAGUAGUAAAGAUGGCGUCCCAAAACCGCUGCCCUCUGUCCCUGAGGAGAAAAAAACACGCAAAGGCAUCUACUCCAUCUUCUCCGCCGAGAAAGUAGGGAAGCGUAAGGAUAAGGAUAAGGAGAGGCCAGAGAUUUCACAUCCCUCAGAUUUUGAGCACACCAUUCACGUAGGGUUUGAUGCCGUGACGGGCGAGUUCACCGGAAUGCCGGAGCAGUGGGCGCGGCUCCUCCAGACCUCCAACAUCACCAAGUCGGAGCAGAAGAAGAACCCACAGGCCGUCCUCGAUGUGCUCAAGUUCUAUGACUCAACCGGAAACGGGAAGCAGAAAUACCUCAGCUUCACAGAUAAGGAUGCUCCCCCAGUGAAGAAGGGCUCAGAGCCGGUACCUGGUGGUGUUAAAGAUGAUGAUGAUGAUGAUGAUGAAGCUCCGCCCCCUGUGGUGGCUCCUCGACCUGAACACACUAUAUCAGUUCUCACUCGUCCAUCGAUGAUCGACCCUCUGCCUCCUCCAGAUGCCUCCAAAUCUGCAGAUAAACAGAAGAAAGGAAAAGGAAAGAUGACUGAUGAGGAGAUCAUGGAUAAACUGAGGACGAUAGUGAGCAUCGGAGACCCAAAGAAGAAAUACACACGAUACGAGAAAAUCGGACAGGGUGCGUCCGGUACUGUAUUUACUGCCAUCGACGUCGCUACAGGACAGGAGGUGGCUAUAAAGCAGAUUAACUUGCAGAAGCAGCCGAAGAAGGAACUGAUCAUUAAUGAGAUCCUGGUGAUGAAAGAGAUGAGGAACCCCAACAUCGUCAACUUCUUAGACAGUUUCCUGGUGGGGGAGGAGCUGUUUGUGGUGAUGGAGUAUUUAGCCGGUGGUUCGCUGACUGAUGUCGUUACAGAGACGUGUAUGGAUGAAGCUCAGAUUGCUGCUGUGUGCCGAGAGUGUCUGCAGGCACUGGAGUUCCUGCACGCUAAUCAGGUGAUUCACCGCGACAUCAAGAGCGACAACGUGCUGCUGGGCAUGGACGGCUCUGUUAAACUCACGGAUUUCGGGUUCUGCGCUCAGAUCACUCCAGAGCAGAGUAAGCGCAGUACGAUGGUGGGAACGCCGUACUGGAUGGCCCCCGAGGUGGUGACCCGCAAAGCGUAUGGACCAAAAGUGGACAUCUGGUCUCUGGGCAUCAUGGCUAUAGAGAUGGUGGAGGGAGAACCACCAUACCUCAAUGAGAACCCACUGAGGGCCCUGUACCUCAUCGCCACUAACGGAACUCCGGAGUUGCAGAACCCUGAGAAACUUUCUCCAAUCUUCAGAGAUUUCCUCAACCGCUGUCUGGAGAUGGACGUGGAGAAGAGAGGGAGCGGCAAAGAGCUGCUGCAGCACUCGUUCCUGAAGUUAGCGAAGCCUCUGUCCAGUCUCACCCCCCUCAUCCUUGCCGCCAAGGAGGCCAUGAAGAGCAGCCGCUAACCCCGGACAUGCCCCGCCCCAUCCCGCCCCCCUACUCUGUGUGUGUGUGUGUGUGUGUGUGUGUGUGUGUGUGUGUGUGUGUUAUCGUUUAUACGCAAUCAACCAAACCGCUGCAUGGUCAGAUGUGGGCGUGUCCUCCUAGCACACACUGUGUGUGUUUGUUGUCAUGGAAAUGCAGACAUUUGAUUAUUUUAUUGUUAUUAAAGCUAUUAGACAGGCUCAGCAGGUGUGUAUGUGUGUGUGUGUAUGUGGAGCCGCAGGGACGAUCACCAUGACAAGCACACGAGGCCCAUUGCUGGCCCCACCCACUUUGUAUAACAUUUGCAUAAAAGAAAAGAGCUCUGUAAACUUUUUUUUUCCUGUUUUGCCUGCCCCAACCAUUUUACAUCUCCAGCAUUGGGUCCGCCUCCUGUCAGUGUCAACAGGACGAGACCUGUGGAUGUAAACUUUACUGGAAAUCAAAGUUUAUGAAUUAAAAUGUUACGUUUACAAACACAGUGGAGUAAAGCCUGUCAGUGUGAGCGGUUCUUUAAGGUGUGUGUGUUUGUGUGUGUGUGUGUGAGAGAGAGAGAGAUUCCCAUUCCCAAUAAAAACAAAAGAUGAUUGUUCUUUCAGUAUUCCAGAAACACCUCCAACUCGGCGAUUAAAAGAAAACAAACUCACAAACUAAGAUUUAUAAAUCUAGACAUUAAUAAAUCUUUUUUUUUUUUUUUUUUUUACAUCAUCACCACUGUUGCCAUGGUUACAUCAGACACCACCUGAGCAUUGGUGUCAUCCCUAAAAAUUCUUUUUUUUUUAAAAAAAUCUUUUCCUUUUAAUUUUUUUCCUAUUUCUAUGGAAGUGCUUAUUAUUAUUAUUAUUAUUAUUAUUAUUAUUAUUAUUAUUAUCAUCAUCAUCAUCAUGGAGAACAUUCUGGAGCAUCACAAUGUCCUCUCUGGGCUUCUGUAGCACAUUUGGGGAAUGGAGGAGGUUGUGGAUGUUUUUUCAUUAUUUUCUUUUCGUUUCUCUGCCUGUAAUGUCUGUGUGAUCAUGUGUUGGGAAUCUAAUCUAAUCUAAUAAAUGGUUUUGUAUAUGAUGUUUUUCCAUCACUGCAAAAGGAACCAGGAGGAUUUUCUCUCUUUUUUUAUAUUUAUGUACAUGUAUAACUAUAUUUUAUAUUUUUCAACUAACAAUCUGAUAACUUUAAAUUAAACCUUUUUAAUUGUUACCUUAAAAUUUUAUAAUUUUUUGUGAAAUCUCCACGGAAUUCCACUCCGUGUCAGUCUCUCUCUCUCUCUGUCUCUCUCAGCACCACGUUGCCUUUUAUACAGAAACAUGAUCAAACCCACUCCUCUGUUUAUAAAUUAUUAUUAAAAAAGACCUGAGUCAGGA